This is a messenger RNA of Closterium sp. NIES-65, 831 nucleotides long. Lineage: Eukaryota; Viridiplantae; Streptophyta; Zygnematophyceae; Desmidiales; Closteriaceae. The record is from the annotation of a GenBank genome assembly.
AUGCACCCUCCUUAUGCAACUCCCUCCCCAUGUGGUCCCCAGGGAGUGGGCGGGGUGCCAGAGCGAGCCACAUGGCUGCUGGAAGUGGCUCGCCGGGUGGAGGACAUGGGGAGGCUAAGGAGCAGGCCAGAGGACCAGCUCGCAUUGGGCUCGUAUGCACCACCGUCAGCAGCUGCUUUGCUGCAACCCUCGUCCUUCCCGCCCCUCUUCUCGCCCGACUUGCUCACCCGCGCCAAAGCUGAUGCUGCUGCCAGGCGCAGGGACAACAGGGCCAACAUGAGCGGCAUAGAGGAGGCGCGGCAGCGGCUGGUGGAGCUGCGGGAGAGGAAGCAGCAGAUCCACGAUGACACCAUCCUGCUGGCCGCUCAGUGUGUGGUGGACCCUCUGCGCGACCAGAGCCAGCAGCACACAGCAGCUGCUGACGCCAAUCUGACCGCUGCUGUGCAGCGCUACCUCUCUCUUGCUAACGAGGUCGCUUAUAAAGUGGACAGGGACCUACUCCCCUGGAUGCAGCGCAACCCCCCUCCUCGCCCCAUCAAGAUCGGCCCUCGAGCCUCCGCUGUGCACUCACAGCACUCCGCUCUUCUCAAGAUCCUGGCAGGGCUGCAGGUGGUGCAGGCAACAGCACCAUCUCUUCAUGAGGCAGCCACUGUGACAGCCGGCACAGCCACGCCGCAGGUGAAGGCGUGGUGGGUCACAGUUACAGGGACAGCCACGCCGCAGGUGAAGGCGUGGUGGGUUGCGGUGGCAGCAGCGACUUCCAGCACAGCAGAAAUCGUCCACUCCCUGCGUGCAGAAAUUUCAGCUCUCACCGGCCCGACCCAGACGUAG